AACUGGAUGAGAAUGAAAUUCUACAAAAUCAUCCCGUCUUUUUCACAUAAAUUCGCGAAAGCCGAACAAAGUAGGCAUCGUUCGAAUAAGCGUCGCAGCAGUUUGUAGAGAGCCGCCGGCAGCGUUCUGAUGCUGUUUGUAAACAAUACCGACAGCAAUUCCAAUAUGGCUGAAAGUGCAUUUCAUAUGAUUGUUUCACCUGGUAUAUAUAGAGGCGCCUUGGUUUUCACUUCGUUCCACUUGAGAGUGAAAUUAACAUCAAAAUAGCCCAGUUGUACUUACAGUACAAAAAUUGCCGAAACAGGUGGUGGAAAUAGCGCAAAACAACGAGUUUAUUUACAAACAAACCGCCACUCAGCUGUCGUUGCGGCGAUUAGUGUUAAAUUAGUUUCAAUGUUAAAUCACUGUGAAUUACCGUUUUAAGUGUUUUAGAUCUAAUCAUUCCUGCAGCGGGAACCUCGAGCAUGAGCCACUACACCACCAUGAACAACACAUGGACAAUGGAAGAGACCAAUUUGAUGAUACGCAAGCGGCUGGAGCUGUUCGGUUGCGGGCGAAAUGAUAAAGUGUACGACAAAAUUUCGCUUUACCUGGCAAAGGAACAUAACUUUAUUAAAAAUGCCGCUGCUUGCCAAACACGGUUCAAUAAUCUGCUCAAAACCUACCGAACCUGCGCGAAGCGGAUGGAAGCCAGUGGAGGGCGCUCCAAUAAGAUGCGCUUCCCUUAUUUCGACACGUUUCACCAGUACUACAAAUCGUUAGCAAGUAAUGAAGGAGACCCAUCGAGCAGCAAAUGUAAAACGGAAAUCUUCCUGGAGGACAUGUUUGACGAUAGUUCGUACGCGGACGGCGGCGGCGGCGAAGGGCUGCUGGACGUGUCACACACGGAAGACUGCGACCCGGCAUCCUAUGCGGGCUCUCCGGCGAGCCUCCAUCAUAACAAUCAGCACAUUGCAGGCGAGGAUGAGCUAACGAGCUCGCUAACCGCCGUCAAUGGGUUGGAUGAUUUGAAGAUGAGACUCAUGGAGCAGAAGCUGCUCUUCUACACCAACCAGAAUAUGCUGCUGCAGAUGAAGCAGGAGCAUUACCGUCAGAAACAGCAGGACGGAAAUAGGGGACAUGUGAUCGCGGAAGAGAUUCUAAAGGUACUGAAGGGCAUUCACGCGUGCUUGAAGAAGAGUGCAGAGCUGAAGAUGAAGAGCAAAGCGAUCGAGAAGGAACUUCCGGUGGAGAAGAAGGAAGUGGUGGUGGCUUUGAAGGAGGAAACUUUCAAGGAACCGGAACCAACUCACGUGGAAGACGAAGAAGUCGACGUCGAUAUGGAGGAAGAAGAGGAGGCGGAAGAGGAAGAAGAGGCUGAGGGUGAUGGCUCGCUGGUUCCAGUGAACGUAGAAUCGGAAGAUGAAGACGAAGACGAGGAAGAUUGCACAACCGGUGGGGGGACGGAUGCAAUGUCCAGUAGCGGGGCAAGCAGCCAGGAUGUGUCGAAAAAGUUCGAAAUGGGUCGGCUAAAGGUCCGGAAGAAUAUAUUCCCGCCCUGGAAUCGGAUUCAGACGGUGCUGCUGAUUAAGAUACACUGCGAUUUGAGGCCUAAAUUCAAGGGAUACAACCUGUUCGAAUGUGUCUCGAACAAGCUGAUCGAGCUGCACAUUAACCGAACGCCCCGCGAUUGCCGAACUCGGUGGAAUAACCUGUUUCGCACUUAUAAGGAUUGCCGGACAAGACUGAAGUUGAACAGCAAAUCGAGUGUAAAGUUCGAAUAUUUUGAAGAUAUUGACGCAUAUUUUAAGGAUCACAAUUUUUCGUCGUUUUGGUAAGAUGUAUGUACUGUUGAAAUUUUAUGUAAAACUAGGACUAAGAUAAAUAUGGACUGUAUAUUUGUAAAAACUAAAUAUAUGAGAAAUGUUUUUAAAAAGUAAAA
Molecule: messenger RNA, 1921 nt
Organism: Toxorhynchites rutilus septentrionalis
Lineage: Eukaryota; Metazoa; Arthropoda; Insecta; Diptera; Culicidae
Exons: 4
Coding region: 465-1817 (450 amino acids)
Source: RefSeq, a predicted model, not a curated record